CCCGUCUUCCCCCAACGGAUAACUCAUCCUGCGCUCUCAGGUCGGAUAGGGAGUUCGCGAGCGGGUGCUUCUGUUCUGCAAGCACGGGAGCUAGGACCAAUGGCAUCCUCCGUCCCUGGGGGCGUCUCUGCCCUUCCACUCCGUACUUUCUCUGAAUCCACCAUUCCCAAAUUGUUCUGCGUCCUGCCCACUUCUUCAAAUUCACCGGUCAAGGGUGCCACUCUCUCUCUGCGGUCCCUUGCCCCCUCAUUGCUUCAUUCCUAUAGGGUGCGUGCCGCUUCCGGCCUCGUUGAAGAUGGAGGUACUAUAGAUACUCUACCUGAAUCUGAAACGGGGCUGGAAUCAGUAGAGGUUGGGUCUGACAUUGCUGGUGUCUCGCCACUAGCUUUGAGCGAGGAUGCUGAAAGGAUGGCACCCAAGCAGAAGAUAAGAAUCAAGCUUAGAUCUUAUUGGGUACCCUUGAUUGAGGACUCCUGCAAACAGAUAAUGGAUGCUGCUAGAACUACCAAUGCAAAGACCAUGGGCCCUGUUCCUCUGCCUACCAAGAAGCGGAUAUACUGUGUGCUUAAAUCUCCACAUGUAAACAAGGAUGCACGCUUUCAUUUUGAGAUUCGGACACACCAACGACUCAUUGACAUUCUUUAUCCAACUGCCCAGACCAUUGAUUCUUUGAUGCAGCUGGACCUUCCUGCUGGGGUGGAUGUAGAGGUUAAGAUUUAAUGAACUUCAAUGUAUUGUGAUAAACCAUUCCCUUCUAGUUUUGUUCAAGUUUGUGGAGUACAAUUUUGCCAAUGUUAAAUUUGGUGAUGUCCAUGUUUUCUUACCAGGUUUGUCCUGUCAUCACUAAUGUUUGUUGAGUGAUUCUGAUGCAAGCUUAGGCAUAAUAUAGUCAACUACGUUGUAUUCA
Messenger RNA from Nymphaea colorata (pocket water lily), 907 nucleotides. Its product is annotated as 30S ribosomal protein S10, chloroplastic. The transcript is spliced from 3 exons. Gene Ontology annotation, cellular component: small ribosomal subunit; ribosome; mitochondrion. Bases 100 to 720 code for a protein of 206 amino acids. Lineage: Eukaryota; Viridiplantae; Streptophyta; Magnoliopsida; Nymphaeales; Nymphaeaceae. Gene Ontology annotation, molecular function: structural constituent of ribosome; RNA binding. Gene Ontology annotation, biological process: translation. The record is from RefSeq and is a predicted model, not a curated record.